Messenger RNA from Peromyscus eremicus (cactus mouse), 1885 nucleotides. RefSeq names its product Cbl proto-oncogene like 1 (gene Cbll1). Gene Ontology annotation, biological process: protein ubiquitination; regulation of cell adhesion. The coding region runs from base 359 to 1885 and encodes 508 amino acids. Gene Ontology annotation, molecular function: ubiquitin protein ligase activity. Lineage: Eukaryota; Metazoa; Chordata; Mammalia; Rodentia; Cricetidae. The record is from RefSeq and is a predicted model, not a curated record. The transcript has 6 exons.
CAACGGCUGAGCCUGCGCUCUGGGCCGGCCGGCCGGCAUCGGCGGACUACAAAUCCCAGAAGGCCUCGCGCCUCGGGGGCGGGCAGCGGCUCACCUGCCCGCCGCGCUUCCCUCUGGUUCCUAUUGCUUUCCAACAGCAAUAGGUGUCCUUCAUACGGCUGAAGGCUGCCUCCUCCAGGGAGCAUUAGCAGUCUCGACACCGAAGUCCUCGCGCCCCUACUCUUUCUGCCUCAGUUCUGGCUAUGGCUGACUCCCUCACCGGAGUCGGGCAGCAGCGGCGGCGAGGGAGGGAAGCCCAUGCAAGCGACCCGAGCGCACUUCCGCCUUUGGGCUCCGGAAGGUAGAGCGCACGCGCUCGAUGCGACUCUGGAGCGACUCACUUCCGCUCCCACUGUGCCCUGCGAGCCGAAUCAUGGAUCACACUGACAAUGAAUUACAAGGCACUAAUAGUUCUGGAUCCUUGGGUGGUCUUGAUGUUCGCAGAAGAAUUCCUAUAAAACUCAUCUCCAAACAAGCCAACAAAGUUAAACCUGCACCUCGAACUCAAAGGAAUAUUAGCAGGAUGCCUGCAAAGGCCCCACCAGGUGAUGAAGGAUUUGAUUACAAUGAAGAACAGCGGUAUGACUGUAAAGGAGGCGAACUCUUUGGAAAUCAGCGAAGAUUUCCAGGACACCUUUUUUGGGAUUUUAAGAUAAACAUCUUAGGUGAAAAGGAUGAUACGCCAGUUCAUUUCUGUGACAAAUGUGGAUUGCCUAUUAAAGUCUAUGGAAGAAUGAUUCCAUGCAAGCAUGUCUUUUGCUAUGACUGUGCUAUUUUACAUGAAAAAAAAGGAGAUAAGAUGUGCCCAGGCUGUAGUGAUCCUGUGCAGCGGAUUGAGCAGUGUACACGAGGCUCUCUCUUCAUGUGUAGCAUUGUUCAAGGUUGCAAGAGAACAUAUCUGUCUCAGAGAGACUUACAAGCUCAUAUCAACCAUCGCCAUAUGAGAGCUGGAAAGCCAGUUACCCGUGCUUCACUUGAGAAUGUUCAUCCUCCUAUUGCCCCACCACCAACUGAAAUCCCCGAUCGUUUCAUAAUGCCACCAGACAAGCAUCAUCUAAGCCAUAUUCCUCCAAAGCAGCACAUCAUGAUGCCACCACCUCCUUUGCAGCAUGUGCCACAUGAGCACUAUAAUCAGCCACAUGAGGAUAUUCGUGCUCCUCCAGCAGAAUUGUCUAUGGCUCCACCUCCACCUCGUUCAGUCAGUCAGGAAACCUUUCGUAUUUCAACAAGAAAACACAGCAAUUUAAUAACUGUCCCUAUUCAGGAUGACUCAAGUUCAGGUGCUAGAGAACCACCACCUCCUGCCCCAGCACCAGCUCACCAUCAUCCUGAAUAUCAGGGCCAACCAGUGGUAUCGCACCCUCAUCAUAUUAUGCCUCCACAGCAACAUUAUGCACCACCCCCACCUCCUCCACCACCAAUAAGCCAUCCAAUGCCACAUCCUCCCCAGGCUGCAGGUACUCCUCACUUGGUGUAUAGCCAAGCUCCACCUCCACCAAUGACCUCUGCUCCACCACCAAUAACCCCUCCCCCUGGACAUAUUAUUGCCCAGAUGCCACCUUAUAUGAAUCAUCCUCCUCCAGGACCCCCCCCACCUCAGCAUGGUGGUCCUCCUGUAACUGCACCCCCUCCUCACCAUUACAAUCCUAACUCUUUACCCCAGUUUACUGAAGAUCAAGGAACUCUGAGCCCUCCAUUCACACAACCAGGAGGAAUGAGUCCUGGUAUAUGGCCUGCACCAAGAGGGCCGCCACCACCUCCACGAAUGCAGGGCCCGCCUUCUCAAACCCCACUACCUGGACCACAUCAUCCAGAUCAAACAAGAUACAGACCAUAUUACCAGUGA